Messenger RNA from Synchytrium microbalum, 543 nucleotides. RefSeq lists its product as uncharacterized. Bases 1 to 543 code for a protein of 180 amino acids. NCBI's taxonomy places the organism in Eukaryota, Fungi, Chytridiomycota, Chytridiomycetes, Synchytriales, Synchytriaceae. The transcript is spliced from 4 exons. The record is from RefSeq and is a predicted model, not a curated record. Gene Ontology annotation, molecular function: mRNA binding.
AUGGCAGCUCCUUCCGCAAAGAUUUUCAUUGGUGGUCUAGCCUGGGCAUCCACCAACGAAUCAUUACGCACAGCAUUUGAAGCCUAUGGGGAAGUCGUUGAAUCGAGAGUGGUUACGGACAGAGAAACUGGACGAAGCCGUGGUUUUGGAUUUGUCACUUUUGCCGACGCAGCUUCUGUUGCCAAGUCUAUUGAUGGCAUGAACGGACAAGAUUUGGAUGGACGUGCUGUUCGAGUUACUGAAGCAAACGACCGUCCAGCAGGUGAUCGCCCACCUCGCUCUGGAGGUGACAGCUAUGGUGGUCGUCGUGACGAUAGAAGUGGCGGAGGGUAUGGUGGCGGACGAGGAGGUGGAGGCUAUGGUGGUGACCGUCGUGACGAUAGAGGUGGCGGAGGCUAUGGGGGAGGACGUGAUUCUGGACGUGAUUCUGGUUAUGGUGGAGGUUCUCGUGGUGGUGACCGAGGCUCAAGUGGAGGUUACGGUGGGGGGCGCCCUCGCGAUACUCCCUACAGCAGGCCGUCUGGUGACCGUGAACGAUACUAG